Molecule: messenger RNA, 2124 nt
Organism: Monoraphidium neglectum
Lineage: Eukaryota; Viridiplantae; Chlorophyta; Chlorophyceae; Sphaeropleales; Selenastraceae
Exons: 3
Coding region: 1-2124 (707 amino acids)
Source: RefSeq, a predicted model, not a curated record
AUGCCCCUGCAUCUCCCCCUGCCCACAAAGCCUGCCGCCGCCACGGACGCGCCGCGUGCGGUUGAGGAUACGCUGCGUGAGGCCGAGAAGGGCGCAGGCGCGCCAGACGGUGAUGCCCGCGCCGAGGCGGGCGCACCGCUGCGCGUUGAGGCGCGUGAGGCGGCGGCGGCGACGGCCCCCGGGGCGCUGCGCGACGUAGCCCAGCCUAGCGCGGCGGCCGGCGAGGAGCCCGGCAUCGCGCCAACCACGGCGGCGGCUGACGCGGCUGCGGAGGCUGCGGCAGUGGCGCCGGCGGUCGCACAGCAUGGCGCGGCGUCGGCUGAGGCGGCGGCGGGCGAGGUGUCACGCCCAGGAGCUGCGGCGGCCGAGCCUGCUGCUGGCGGCAGCGCGGCUUACGAGCUGGCCGCUGCCCCUGCGGACACAUUGAAGGCGGCGGCGGACGCCGCGCGCGCCGCACCGCAGACAGACGAGCAGACCGCUGCCUCGGAGGAUUCGUCCGCGCGCCGGGAGCUAACGCGUGACAAGGAGCCCGCCGCCGCCGCUGCUGACAAGGACCCCGCCGCCGCCGCGGUCGCCGCCGCGGUUGGGGCCGCGGCGCCGAGCCCCGCGGCAGCAGACGCAGCGGCGAGCGCCGCGGUGGAUCUGCUGCACGAGGCAUCAGAUGCUGCCGGCAAGGCCGGCGCCCGUGCGCUGCGCAUGGCGGCGGGCACGGCGGAGAGCUCGGCUUGCCGCCUGCGCGACGCCGCACGCGCCGCGGCGGCGGCGGUCAGUUCGAAGGCCGCCGCCGAGCGGCUGCGCGGCGCGGCCGAGAGCGCCGCGGCUGACGCGCGGAACCUGCGGGGCGCCGCCAAGCGCAACGCCGCGGCUGGCGUCGGCGGCGCCGAGGGUGCCGCGGCGGCCGCGGCGGCAGCCGCGGCCGCGGACGCGCUGAGCGGCGCGGCCGCAUUGGUCGUGAAAGCAGGCCCGGCGCCUGCGGUGGCGCCCGUGCAUCGCCCUACGCACGAGCCGGCUGCUGCGAGCCGCGUGCAGCCCGCGUCCACGCCCGUCGCCCCCGCCGCCGAGGCGCCGCGCCCUGCGGCGCCCGCACGUGUGGCAUCGGACGCAGCCACCGUCGUGAGCGCCACGGUCGCGCCGCCCGCAGCUGCUGCUCCGGUGGCGGUGGCGCCGGCGGGUCCUGCCGUCCAGGCGGAGGGCGCGGCAAACGCAGCGGCCUCAACAGCAACGACGCCAGCGGUCGCACCGGUGGCGGCGCCGGCGGCCAAAGCAGCACCCACCAUAGCAGCCGCGUCUGCGGCCGCGCCGGCGGACGUGCCAGCAGCCGCGCCAGUGGCAGCGACAGCUGAGCCACCAGCGGCCCAAACCACGGUCACAGCUUCGGCGACACCAGCAACCGCGCCAGCGGCCGCGCCGGCGGCCGUGCCAGCGGGCACAGUGGGCAAGGCGCCAGCGGCGGCGGCAUCAGCGGCCAAACCAGCGGCCACACCAGCAGCCGAGCAAGCGGCUAAACCGGCGGCCGUGCCAGUCGCCGCACCAGCCAAGGCACCGGCGGGCGCGCCAGCCCUUCCACAGGCAAAGGCGCCAGCCGGGCCCCCAGCGGCGGCACUAGCAGCCAAAUCAUCUGCUACACCAGCUGCCGCGUCAGUAGCGGCGCCAGCAGCCACGCCAGUGACAUCUUCAGGUGCUGCGCAAACGGUCACACGCGCGGCCACCCCGGUGGCCACGCCAGCAGCCGCGAAAGCGGCUGCGCAAGCGGCCACACCGGCAGCGACAGCACCAGGCACGCAAGCAGCCACGCGGGCGGCGCCACCGUCGGCCACACCGGCAGCUGUGAACGCGGCCACACCGGCGGCCACACCGGCGGCCGCACCCCCGGCCGCGCCCGCGGCCACGAAGGCGGCGACCACCUCAGCAGCCACAGCCACAACGCCUGAUGUGGCGGCUGCCUCUGCGGGCACGGGCGCGCCGAGCGUCGCGUCGGGACCGCCGGCGGCGCCAGACAAGCUGCAGGGCGUCGCGGCGGCGGCGGCGGUGGUGGCGGCGGCCGCGCGGUCAGGCAAGGCGAAGCGCAACGGCGGCGGUAGGGGCUUCGGCAAGAGCGCCGGACAGGCGACUUUGAAUGUCUGA